AUGUACAGAAUGUUCAUGCAGAACCAGAGUUACGAAUACCUGUCUCAGUUAGAUUCACUCACACAGAGUAUAAACGACACCCCUUCCAGACCAUUGGGCAACAUUGCACCUUCUGACGUCAACAAAAGCAAUGAGGAGGAAGUGCGCUUAAAAGCCUAUCUGGUUAGAACCAAACAAAAGUGGAAACCCAAGGAACACAAGAAAGAAAGCAAAACAAAAAAGAAACGCGAAAAACCUUUUUAUAAGUACAAAGUGGGCGAUCGCGUUAGAAUAACGCACUUGAAACAUCCAUUUCAGAGGGAAUAUGAUCAAAAGUGGACAGGAGAAGUUUUUGUCAUCAGAGGUCGCUUUAAGAGACAAGGUUUGCCUUUGUACAGAUUGGAAGACUUCGAUGGAGAACAUAUAUCGGGCACAUUUUACAGUCAGGAAUUGCAAAGAGUUAACGUAGACGAAAAUACCACUUGGAAAAUCGACAAAGUUAUAAAAGAGCGGAAACGAAACGGUGAAACGGAGGUUUUUGUGUCUUGGCUGCACUGGCCUAACACAUACAAUUCGUGGAUUCCGAAGAAACACCUGCAAGAUGUAUAA
This is a messenger RNA of Pecten maximus, 588 nucleotides long. RefSeq lists its product as uncharacterized. The record is from RefSeq and is a predicted model, not a curated record. NCBI's taxonomy places the organism in Eukaryota, Metazoa, Mollusca, Bivalvia, Pectinida, Pectinidae. The coding region runs from base 1 to 588 and encodes 195 amino acids. The transcript has a single exon.